Messenger RNA from Vombatus ursinus (common wombat), 1956 nucleotides. RefSeq names its product endothelial protein C receptor-like. Gene Ontology annotation, biological process: negative regulation of coagulation. Gene Ontology annotation, molecular function: signaling receptor activity. The record is from RefSeq and is a predicted model, not a curated record. NCBI's taxonomy places the organism in Eukaryota, Metazoa, Chordata, Mammalia, Diprotodontia, Vombatidae.
UCUUCCUCCUCCCAUCCCUGGCCAACAUCCAGGCUCUUUUCCUCCUUUCCACUCUCCUUCUGCUCUCCAGGCAAGCUUCCACAGGAUCUCCCAGCACGCCCGAGCAGAGUAGGGAGAGGGCUCUUCUGACCUUGCUUGCACCCAGCUCCAGAGGAAUGCUCCCACUUCUGUCCCUUUUCAGCUGGGUGAUCUGUUGCCAGGGAGCCAUGGAAGGUUCGCAGAGCUUCCUCAUGCUCCAGAUCUCUCAUUUCUGGGACCCAUUCUCAGUACAGUUUUGGGGCAACGCCUCUCUUGAGGGGUGGACCACUCACACUCUGGAGGGGAGUGGCCACAACAUCACCAUCCAGCAGCUGAAGCCUCUGGAGUCCCCUGAGCGCUGGAAGCAAACUAAGGAGCACCUGCUCAAGUACCUUGAUAAUUUCCAAGUCUUAGUACAGUUGGUGAACAAGGAGCGGGGAGUGGCCUUCCCACUGACCCUGCGCUGCUUUUUGGGCUGUGAGUUACCCCCUGAUGGCCAAGAUGCCCAUGUCUUCUUUGAAGUGGCCCUGAACGGGAGCUCCUUUGUGAGCUUCCAGCCAGAGAAGGUCCUGUGGUCAGCAAGCCCAGACCAGAGCCACCCCCCAGAGCUAUACAACUUUGCCCUGAAGCAGCUAAAUGGCUAUAACCAAACCAGGUUCGAGCUUCUGGAAUUCUUACAGGACACAUGUGUGAACUUCCUGAAGCAGCACAUGAACAGAGUCUCAAAGUCAGCAUCCCGGGAUUCCCGAUCCUACACAAUGCUGAUUCUGGGCAUCAUCAUGGGUGUGUUCACCAUCUCCAGUGUAGCUGUUGGCAUCUUCCUGUGCACAGGGGGAAGGUGGAGCUAAUCUAACCCCUUGCUACAAAAGCAGAGCUGAUUAUCCCAGCCCAGAAAACCAUGUGAAACUGAGGCUUUAUGGAUCCAAGAGGGAGUGGUGGAUGUUGCCUUCUUGGGGAUGUUGGGGAGCAAGGGGAUGUUACCCCUUGCUCUCCCACCAGGGAUUUUGGCCUCAGGAGCUCUGUAGAUGCUUCAGUUGGGGUUCUCACCCUAAGAGAGAUGUAGUACCAUGGAUGCAUCCAAGGAUAACAACAUGAAAACAGACCCCAAAACUGAUAAAUAGUAGGAAUCCUGCGGGUGUCCACUCUAAGCACAGUAGGGUCAUCACAUUUAGAGCUUGAGCAAACUUAGAGAUCACCUAGUCCUCAUUUUACACAUGAGGAAACUGAGGUCCUGAGAGGUUUAAGAAAUGUGCCCAAGCUCAGAAAGACAGUAGAUAGCAGAUAAGUGGGGUUCCAAACUUGAUGUUCUUUUUGAUAUACCAUGAUGGGCCACGGAAGUGGUAAUAUCUCCUCUGAUUGAAGCCAGAAGGCCUAAUGACAGAGUCAUGACAGCAAGAACCAUUAGAAUGAUUGUGGACCAAUGUAUUGGGACUCUGGGUGGGAAAUCACUUCUCAAGCAGGUGAGAUUUGAAGGGCUCCAUCUGUCGCAAUGACAGAACCCAACUACCCACCCCCCCCCCCCCUCUCAACAUUCAGUGACUUUGAAGUAACCAAGAGCCCUCUCUUACACCGAGGACAAGUGACAUCUAAACCUACCUCCUUUUUUCUUGUAAAAUUCAUUAGGAGUCCCAUUUCUCAUCUAGCUUCCCUCAAUAGUUCUAUCAGGGGAGUAGGACAGAGUCUGGAAAGCUCUUGAAAGUGAGAAAAUCUUGGGGGGGAGGGGCUCAAUUCCCCUACCAUCAUCACUGGGGCUCUGCAGCCUAGGAGAUUCAAAUUCUGAUUCUGCCAGUAACUUCUGUGAGCUGAUCCCUCCAUUUCUCUGGUCCUCAGUUUUCUCAUAUGCAAAAUGUGAAUAACACUUGCUUUACCUACUUCACAUGGCUGUUGUGAGGAUUUCAUUAGAUAGGAGUAUCUGUAAAAUACUUUGCCACCAUCAGA